Molecule: messenger RNA, 597 nt
Organism: Populus trichocarpa (black cottonwood)
Lineage: Eukaryota; Viridiplantae; Streptophyta; Magnoliopsida; Malpighiales; Salicaceae
Exons: 1
Coding region: 115-417 (100 amino acids)
Source: RefSeq, a predicted model, not a curated record
UUCCCUCAACCAGAAAUCUCCCUCCAGCAAUAAUUAUACCCAAGCUGAUCUUAAGGAUUCCAAAUCUAAGAGAGACAAAGAAGCUCGAGCUUAGAAGGAGAGAUCAAAGCAAUAAUGGGGAAUUGGUUUGCGAGGAUUUACCAGGCGGUGCUCUCAGUUGACCAAGACAGCGAGGAUGUUAAAAGCAGCCUCAUUGCCCCAUCAUCAAGCAGCUUAAGAAUCAAGGUCCGUAUGACAACAACGCAACUAAAGGAGUUGAUGACACAAGCGGAUUUGAGCGAAGGCAACUCGGAGCUUGGUAGCAUGAUCCUCCAAGAAUGCUUAGAUGGCAGGUUUCGUGCUCGUGUUGUCGCUGGAGAUGAAGGUUCGGUAUCAUCCGAAUAUGCAAAGAAUUUAUAUACUAUCAAGGAAGAGUAAAAUGGGUUUGGAAGUAAUCAAAAUAAGGAGAUUGAUAUAACUUUGAAUAUGUUGUGGAAAUUCUGUACUGCUUCUGUAUUUAGUGCACCAAGAGCGCCGAGGUAUGCUGUAGAAAUUAUGUACUACUUCUAUGUAUAUAGUGUAUAAAGCGCGCCGAUGCAUACAAGUUCCAUUUUCUUA